GACAUUUAGGACUUGGUCCUCAGGAUGAGGCAGAACAGUUGUCUGAAACUGAAGACAGUGAAGAUGAUUGGAACAUAACCAAUGAACCGCUGAAUUCAAAGAUGGGCACAAAUGAAACAGUCUUCAGUGGUAUGACAGGAUGACUUUAUUCCCCAGCCUCAGCCUCUGCCCUUCACUGACUCAUGGGAAACUCCUGCUUGUCUUUUCUUGCCUGCUUCCCCUCUAAUGUUCCAGUCUCUGCCUCAUGGGAAAAGAGAUAAAUGGACAGGUCUCACUCCCAUUAAAACACGGUUAAAGUGGUUCCACCUCCCCUGAGGUUUCACUGAAGAUCACAGGGAACAAUGAGCUCAUUUCUCUGUAUCCUACAGCUGAAGGUUCGUACAGAAAUACUUUAAAGUUAACCAACAUGCAACGAUUGAACCACAAAGUUGCUUCUACCUUUUCCGAUGCUUUCUUUUUUUAAUUGAAAUCUGUGAUGUCCAAACAAAAGUGGAGAGAUUUAUUUAAUUAUUAGUAAUUAAUAAUUGUUAGACUCACAGUCAGAACCUGGUACUAAUCACCUUUGUCUCCUCUCUUUUCCACUUCCACCACUUCCGCACACUGUUUGACACACUGUUAUCACAUCUGUCAACACACACACACACACACGCACGUAGAGACACUGUCAACAGUCUGAACCUCCCAGGCUUUAAUUAUCCUGAAUCACACAAACCUCAGGAGAAGGACCUGAGUCUCACCGCUGUUCACUUUAAUCAAGUUGUUUUCUAAGUUUCUUCGCCAUCAGGGAAAAAGUGUAUCCACUCAUCAUUAAGACAAUUAAAUAAAAAAGAAAUAAUCUGUUUGUAUAAUUAAAAUAGAUUUUUGCUGUAUUAAAAUAACAUUUAAACCAGUUAAAACAGCGGUCACUUCACACCUGACAUACAAGUGAUUAUGAAGACCUACCACACAAACAAACCUUUAGUACUUUGACAACUUUUAGUCCUGUGAGAUGUUUAAGUAACUGUCAGUAAACUUCAGUAACAGUCAGUAAACUUCUACAGCUUUUAAAGCUGCAGUGUGUAUGUUUUCAUUAGCACCACACUGAUGUUUCCUCUGCUAACACAUGCUCUCAGGGACACAUGAUUAGGUGAAGAAGGCCUGAGGCAGUGCAACAGUGGAAUCAUCAUCACCCUCAUCAUCAUCCUCCCUCUGUUUUACUGGCUUUAGUAUUUCUGCUCCUAAUAAUACAGUAUUUUCACCCCAGGCCUCAUCAUUAACUUCACUCAUUAAACAUGAUAUGUUAAUACCACUGAUGAUUAGUACAUUAUUAAUAAUUACAAAAAGACAUGGAAAUCAUCAGCAAAUCUUUGCCUAACAUUUAAACUCAAUUCUUCUUUCAUUUUGAAAAACUAGCUGUAGCCUAGCUGUUAGCUAAACUUAGGUUCCAUUAUUUUCUAAUUGGUUACUCUUGAAAGACUGUACCUUUUGAUAAAUGUUUGUAAUAUUUCCUGACUAACAUUUAAAUGACCUUUAACUGUCUUCUCUGAUCUUGGCUUACGUUAAAGCAAGAGUUUGACUGAGUGAGAAUCUUCACAGACACGUGACUCUGAGAUCACUAACUCAUAACGAACUCAUCUUUAAUGUGGUUACUUGUUUCCUUUAACCCUAAUCUGUUAAUCCAAAACCCUUUUAUUCAACCAGCCUUCUUAUCUGGAGGUAUUGUGGCAGCCUCUGGUGAUCUUGGAGUCCUCGUUCUGUCUCUUAACAUCACUGAAGGAUGAGUUGGUUCUCGCUCAGGCGCGAUGAUCUGAGGAGACAGACGUUGUCUUUUUCCGUCUUCAUCAAAAGCUCACUUUGUUGUUGUUGUUUUUGACCAGUGUGAAAUGUCAGAGCUGGUUUUUCACCAGCCCUGAGGGAAAUCGGAGAGCAGUGACAGAGGACGUAUAUAAACCCAGAGUCAGGACACUGUGUCGGUGGUGAAAGAGUGACGUUAAUGAAGUUCACCUGUGAUUAGAUGUUGUUUAUGGUCUCAGUCUUUUCUCUGCUCUGAUGGUGAUAAUAGUUCUGUCACAAUGACUUUUAUUCUCAACUUUGUAAAAAACCUUUGAAAACGUCGGGUGUUCAUUUGCUCAGAUCUUUGUCUGCGGUGUGAAACCUUCUGUCUAAUGACAGGAUGGAUUAUUCUAGGAUUAAAUAUGGAGACUGCUCUUUCUCUCUGAUCAGACUCAGUCAUUUGGUUGUAAUGUUGUGUUGGAUUUUCUCCCAUUGUUCCCAACAAGAGGAAAACCCACAGUGUGAAAUAAUCCCAGGCUCCAUGUCGUUACCUGUGCUGCAGAAAGAGGGCGACAUCACCUUGGGUGGACUCUUCUCUCUCCAUGACAUGGUGGUGGAGCACACGGUCUCCUACACCUCCACACCUGCUCCAACACAGUGCACCAGAUUUAACUUCAGAACCUUCCGUUGGAUGCAGACCAUGAUCUUCGCCAUUGAGGAGAUCAACAGAGACCAGCGACUCCUUCCCAACAUCACCCUGGGCUACAAGAUCUAUGACUCGUGCAGUACACCUCACCAGGCCUUGAGGGGCACUAUGGAGCUCAUGGGAACCAAGACCAUUCUGGAGAAUGUGACCCAGAGUGGAGGGAACUGUUCAGGCAGAGUUCUGGCUGUGAUCGGAGAUGGAGGAUCCACUCAGUCUCUGGUUGUGGCUCGGUUCCUGGGGGUGUUCCACGUGCCACAGGUCAGUUAUUUCUCCAGCUGUGCCUGUCUCAGUGACAAACAGCAGUUCCCAGCCUUUUUAAGGACCAUGCCCAGUGACUUCUUUCAGGUGGAUGCUCUGGUUCAGCUGGUCCAGCACUUUGGUUGGAGUUGGGUGGGCGUCGUGGCCGGAGACGACGCCUAUGGCCGAGGAGGAGCCAGUAUUUUUGCCGAUAAGGUCAGACAGUUCGGAGCAUGUGUUGCUCUUCAUGAGAUCCUCCCAAAGAACAGAGACCAGGCUGGAGUUUCACGGAUCAUCUCAAAGAUCCGCUCGUCACGAGCCAGAGUUGUUCUCGUGUUUGCAGUGGAGCAGGAUGCUGCAGCUCUGUUCGAUGAAGUUCUCAGACAGGGUCUGACUGGGAUCCAGUGGCUGGCCAGUGAGGCCUGGAGUACAGCUGCUGUCCUCUCCAGUCCGAGGAAGUACCAUCAGAUCCUCCAGGGUUCUAUGGGGUUUGCCAUCAGGCAUGCUGACAUUCCUGGACUCCAGGACUUCCUGCUAAGAUUACAUCCGUCCAGCGAUGAUUCUCCUGGAGAUCCUUUCCUGGUUCCCUUCUGGGAGGAGGUGUUUCAGUGCAGCCUUGCUCUGAAGACUGAGCACCAGGAGUACAGACCUCCAUGUUCUGGAGCAGAAGACCUGAGAAAGGUGACAAACAUCUACUCGGACGUUUCCCAGCUGAGGAUCUCCUACAACGUCUACAAAGCUGUGUAUGCCAUCGCUCACGCUCUGCAGAACAUGAGGCGCUGUGUUCCAGGAGCUUCCCCUCUGCAGAGCUGUCCUGAUCCAGAGGACAUCCAGCCGUACCAGUUGCUUCACUUCAUCAAACAGGUGAGAUACUUGAACUCAUUCGGGGAUGAGACCAAGUUUGAUGAGAACGGUGACCCAGCCGCCAUGUACGACCUGGUCAACUGGCACCUGGGACCCAGUGGACACAUGGAGUUCGUGAACAUCGGCAGAUUUGAUGAAAUGGCUGGAAAACAAGAACUCCAGAUUCAGGAGGAGAACAUCGUGUGGAACGGAAACCAAACCGCAGUUCCAUUGUCUGUGUGCAGCCACAUCUGUCCUCCAGGGACCAGGAAAGCCAUCAGACCAAACUUUCCCAUCUGCUGCCACGACUGUGUGGUUUGUACAGCUGGAGAGAUCAGUGAACACACAGAUUCUAUUGAGUGUAUGCGCUGCUUGCCAGAGUUCUGGUCCAAUCAGGACAUGACGGCCUGUGUCCCCAAAGCGGUGGAGUUCCUGUCCUUCAGCGAUACCAUCGGCAUCACCCUGACCACCAUCUCCCUGCUGGGCUCCUUCUGCACCUGCAGCGUCCUCUUCAUCUUCACGCGCCACAGGUGCACGCCCAUCGUCAGAGCCAACAACUCUGAGCUGAGCUUCCUGCUGCUCUUCUCCCUCAACCUUUGCUUCCUCUGCUCCCUCACCUUUAUCGGCCGCCCGUCUCCGUGGUCCUGCAUGUUGAGACACACGGCCUUUGGCAUUACCUUCGUCCUGUGUGUCUCCUGUAUCCUGGGGAAGACCGUGGUGGUGCUGAUGGCCUUCAAAGCAACACUUCCAGGCAGGAAUAUCAUGAAGUGGUUUGGUCGAGCACAGCAGAAAACCAUCAUCAUUUUCUCCACGCUGAUCCAGGUGAUCAUCUGUACAGUAUGGCUGGUUGUGGCUCCGCCCACUCCUCGUAAACUGAUGCCACGCGAGAGUCCGAUUGUCAUCCUCCUUUGUGAUGAAGGGUCGCCCGUGGCCUUCGCUCUGGUUCUGGGCUACAUCGGCCUGUUGGCCUGUCUCUGCCUCAUCUUAGCAUUUCUGGCUCGGAAACUUCCAGACAACUUCAACGAGGCCAAGCUCAUCACCUUCAGCAUGCUCAUCUUCUGCUCUGUGUGGGUCGCCUUCAUUCCUGCCUACAUCACCUCCCCGGGAAAGUACUCCACGCUCACAGAGGUGUUUGCCAUCUUGGCGUCCAGUUUUGGCCUCCUGGGCUGCAUAUUUGCACCAAAGUGCUACGUCCUCCUCCUGAGGCCUGAGAAGAAUUCCAAGAAACAUCUGAUGUCCAGAGUGAACUUGGACAAGCUUUAAACUGGAACCGAUGAAAUCAGUUCCACGUCCCGUUACUGUGUGUCUGAUUCAAAUAAAAUUUGAUUAAGGUCACUUUAAGCAUCUGAUGAUCCAAAUGGAACUGGCUAAAAAAUGUCAUAGUUUUGGAUCGAGUUACUGACUGGAACUUAUUAAAUAUAGUUGGUCAAAUGAUAGAUACAUGGAAUCUUUCAGUAUACAGUUUACAGUGCAAUAAAAAGUGAGCAAAUAUGGAGUAAUUGGAAUAUUUAAAUAUAUAUAUAUAAUUUAUUUCAUAUUUUUAUAAAAAAUAUUUAUUUUAAAAAUACCAAGGAGUGAAAUUGUUGGAAAUGUUUAAUAAUUACUUGUGAUGAGUAUAAACAUUUUGGGCAGCAGAACACUUUUUAUUUUUUGUGAAUGCUGUCAAUUGAUAAAAGUGGAAAAAACGAGCAAGAAUCUGUUUCAGCAAAUCACGCUUUCCAAAAAAUUGUAAAUUGGAAUUUGCCCUAAGAUUGCACCUCUAAUCUGGACCAAUUAAAUUUGUGCUUCAGGCUCCACUCCCUACAGUUUAUGAAAUGUUUUUAUAAAAUCGCAGGAUCUUAAUGUGACAAAAAAAUGUCCACCAGAUGGCAGCAGUGUAAUUUUAAUAACACAAUUUCCAUUUGUUGUCAGAGUUAAAAAUAAAAAUAAUGAUGAUAAUAA
This is a messenger RNA of Cynoglossus semilaevis (tongue sole), 5479 nucleotides long. RefSeq names its product extracellular calcium-sensing receptor-like. The record is from RefSeq and is a predicted model, not a curated record. Gene Ontology annotation, cellular component: plasma membrane. Gene Ontology annotation, molecular function: G protein-coupled receptor activity. The coding region runs from base 2153 to 4801 and encodes 882 amino acids. Gene Ontology annotation, biological process: G protein-coupled receptor signaling pathway. NCBI's taxonomy places the organism in Eukaryota, Metazoa, Chordata, Actinopteri, Pleuronectiformes, Cynoglossidae. The transcript is spliced from 11 exons.